Molecule: messenger RNA, 9940 nt
Organism: Bactrocera latifrons
Lineage: Eukaryota; Metazoa; Arthropoda; Insecta; Diptera; Tephritidae
Gene: Fhos
Product: FH1/FH2 domain-containing protein 3
Exons: 23
Coding region: 406-9315 (2969 amino acids)
Biological process (GO): cortical actin cytoskeleton organization; actin filament network formation
Cellular component (GO): cytoskeleton; cytoplasm
Molecular function (GO): actin filament binding
Source: RefSeq, a predicted model, not a curated record
AGCCACCCGACUGCCAACGUUCACACGGCAUUAAAAGUGUUUAUUUGAAUGUGUAAAGCAAAUGCUGCAAAUUGACUAACAAAGACUGCCAAACUAAAUUAUAAAAAUAAAAUAUUUUUGUUUUUGUGAAAAAAUAAACUUUCAAUUAAUUCAAGCGAAAUCGUACAAGCGCGCGUGCAACCCACGGCACAGCGCUUCUGCGCAAUAAUCGGCGAAGGUGCAUUGUAAAUCGAGCAAGAAAGCAAAUAUACGCAAGCGAAAAGUGGCAAAGCAACAUUGUGUCAUAAAAUAGAAAAGCAAACGAUAAAAUUCAAUUCAACGCAUAUGAAACGGAAGCAGGCGCAGCGGGUGUAAACAGAUUUUAGCAACGAGUUCACGGCUGGCGUUUGUGCCAAAUACGCAAUCAUGUCUUCCUACCGCAGUAGUUAUACGCCAUGGAAAACUAGUUUGGGGUCGUCCUAUAAGCCGAGUGGAUCCAGUGCGUACUCCUCCCGCGAUGAUAUUGGCAGUUCACGCUACACAUCUCUAUCUUCACCCAGCACAUAUCGACCAUCUUUCGCUGGCGGUACAUAUCGCAUAAAACGGGAUCCACCUUCAAGCCUACAAACACCCUCGUACACAAGUCGCUACACACCAAGUGUAACGAGUCGCAACACACCGGUAGUGGAUUCUACUGCCGACCUCAAUGGCACAAAAUCUAGUCAACUUAAGCGUUAUACAACAUCAACCACUAGUAAUCUCAAUAAAUAUGGCUCAUCACGCGAACCAAGCCCAGCAGCACUGGAAAUUACAAAUCGCAUGCGCAGUCGAGAGCCAAGCCCAGUUUCGCGUGCACUACGUGGCAAGUCAAGAGAUCCGAGUCCCGUAGUCGACACUAGUUGUAAGAUUGGUUAUGGUGGUCUGAAUUCGUACCGCAUGUCCACUCCAAAAUCCACCAGCAGUAGUAGUUACAAUUCGAGGUAUGGUAGCGGUGCUACUGUAGGACGCGCAUCCAGUGUGGCGCCUACAAUACCACCGGAUAAAUCUAUUUCAUAUCUAACUGCCAGUGACUUUCAUGCGCGUUCGGUAAGUCGUGCGCGGGAAACCGCAGCGAGGAAGUCCAACGAGAAGGAGAUCGAAGACGAGGAGUCCGUGCAGCCAGCAACGGUGGUGGAAAAGAGUGAAAGUGAAAGUAGCAGCGCAGAAGAGGAGGAAGAGGAAACGUUUGUCGCUGUUUCGGUGGUCACCAGAGCCACAUCGCCGACGCCACCCGGCAGCGCAACAACAGUACAAAGAACGCGACGCAUGGAUAUUGCAAAAACCAUUGAAAAGACUAUACAACGAUCGACACGCAAGCGUAAAACUUUAGAGAAGGAAAUACAAUCUGACCGACUCGAUGAUUCGACACGAUAUUCACGUUUCGGUUUGAGUAGUCGAGUGCCAUCUUACAGUCCGCACACGGAAAGUCGAUAUUCGUCGACAAAUUUACGUUAUAGUAACAGUCCGCUGUCGUCCGUCUCAAAGUCUUCCGCGUCGAAUGCUUCCAGUACCAAUAGCGCAGAACCCAAGAAGGACACUACAACAAAAAGUACACGCUCAAACGCCAGUAGCAAAUCCAAAUUAUCGCCACCUAAAGUUGUGCGUAUCAGCUCCAGACAAUCAUCCGUCGAAAAUCUCACUGCCACCACAAAUGCUAAUAAGCCACCUGCACCGCCGAAGGCUGAAUCGCCAACUAAAAGUAGCUCCAGCAGUACGCAUGUGCCCACAAAGCUACCAAAUAAAGACUUUCGAAAAUCAGCUUUGAAUGUUGGACCCACCGACCGUCCACGUAAGUCACGUACGCCCAGUAGCGGCACAGACUCAGAUCCAGUACAACAAGCACACAAUGAUUUGGCGAAUGGUUUGGCACAGCGUAAAGAGCGUUCGCCUAGCGCUGGUUCCGAGGUGAGCAAUGUGUCGGCUGCCUCGAGUAGACGUAGCAGUACGACAGGUGAUAAUAAGACACGACCACGCUGUCAUGCCAAAAAGUCUUCCUCGUCAUCAUUAAGUCGUCACAAUAGCAAUAAUAAUUUAAAAAAUAGUGCACAUAAAUCAUGCACACCGUCAACGUCUUCCACUACUGCGACCAGCUCAACAACCACUGCCUCGUCAUCGAGUGGCGCGGAGAGCUCGAGCGAGCUGAGAAAAACAAACAAAAAGCAAGGCAAGAAGAAGAAUGCCAACACCCACAAUAAAGAUCACACAGCCAAUAAUUCGGGUGUGACAAAGUGUGCGACAACCAACACAGGUGAUUCUAAUGAUUCGUCGUCGAAGCGAAGAAUAGAUGAAAAUAGCAAGGCGACACAGCAACCACCAGCGCUGCUAAGUACAAAUGAUACGCCCGCGGCAGAGUCUGUUGAAUCAUCGCGCACAAAUUCGAGAUCGCCACUCGCCAGCUCGCAAGAGAAGUCUUCCAACCGAUUGCAAAGAUUGUCGUCUGUAUCGAAUUUUUUUGUUGCUCGUCAGAGCGAUGCAAAUAGCGAACCGAUUUUCAUUGAAAGCUCCGACAAUUCGGGGGGCGAUUCAGAGACGGGUCAGCUAAUUGGCAGCAGUCUUACGGCAGCAAGCAAAUCGAACACAUCGCCAACGAAUAACGCGACCACAACGACAACGACAACGACUGAUCCUGCACGUACGGAAGCAGUAUCAGCAAAAGUGAUUACAGUAGCUGAAUUAGAACCAAAAACAGCGACGUCCAAACGUAACUGUGACGAUACGAGCCUCAACAGUUUUGAGGAUAAGACAUCGACGUCUGCGAGAAGUCCACUAAGUCUGACGAAAAAUAGCAACGCAACCCCAGAUUGUAGCAAGUCUACAAAGUCAACAAAAUCUAGUAGUACACAUUUCCCGCACGAAACAACAGUCACCGACACGGCGGCGAUCACCAGUGAAGCGGUAACAGAUUCCUACACUACUACGGCCACUACGUCCGAGGAAGAGCAAGACGAAUCGAGUUGGUGGCAACAUACAAGUCGACAGAUAGAUACAGCAUCUGCUUUAGGUUGUCAACAAAAGGACGAUAUGCGUUUCAAGUUGAGACACAUCGACUCUGGUGAGACUGCCUGGUGGUUACGUAACGACGACGAUGACACUUUGGCCGACGUCGAUUUGAAAACACUCAAUCAGGAAGAGGAAGAUCACAGUGAAGCCACUACAGCGCCCACACAAUCAUUAACCAACCAUUCGGAUGAGCAUAAUAACACAUCAUCGCAGGCUAAGUACAGCUGGUGGACGAGUGAUAACAACAAUGAGCAGGAAGAGACGGAGGCGGUUGGAGCGCAUAAUGAAAAUGAUCAAAAUGAAACGAAUUGUAGUGAUGGGCGAACAAGUGCGUCCUAUUACAAAGUGAAUGGUGAUAGUAAACAAAUCGCAAGAAGUCACUGCACGCCAGAAAAGCCCUGGUGGGGUGACUCAAAUGAAAAUAGUAAAGACGAUAGUAAGAGUAACGAAUGCUUGGAAAAAUCGAAUAGCGCAACGAAACAAAAUGGUACAAUACAAUUGAAGAUUUGCCGUGUGGAGUCCGGCGAGCAACCUAGGUGGUCGAGUGAAGGCGACAAGGAGCAAAAGCAUACAGAGGAAGAGGCAGUCGUUGAGGCCACCAUCAAGUUACCGGCACGUAAAUCGCAGACUGUAGAGCGCUCAACUAGUAGCGGCAGUAACAAUGUAAGCGAUGAUAAGCCCUGGUGGAUGUCUGGACCCAUGAAGAAACAGUUCACUGUGCGACGCGUGGAGUCAGGCGAGAAAGCUUGGUGGCAACAAAAUGAUGAGGAUGAGUCAAAUAACAAAGAAGCACAAAGACAAACGGCAAACGCAAAUAUAGUGCGCGAUAAGUCCAAUGAAACAUUGUGGUGGCAAAAGAACGAUGAGCCGGCGGAUGAACCGUAUGCACAUGCACCGGUACGGUCACGUAUCUACCGCAGUGAUUCGACGGAAAAAGCCUGGUGGCUGCAAGACGACGAAGAGCAAGUGACGCACACACAAAAUGGACAGAUACCGAAUGGAGAUACGGUAGCGGUCGGUGAAGAUAGAGUAGAUCGCGCCGAUAUAGAAGUGCGGCGGAUCAAUAACGGUCAGCUAACUGGUUCGCAACAACAAACUUUUGGCACCGAACUAAGUAAUUCGUUCAAUUUCGAAUAUUCAGAGCGACCACCGCCGUUGGGACAAUGCGCCAGCCCCAUCGACCUUGAGCAAGAACUGCCACAACAGCUGCCACUCAAACAAACACCAACGCGCAAUCUAAAUCAGUGCAAAUCCCCUUACGAUAACAUUCCAAUGGCGAAAGUUCAAGUGAAUCACUACUAUCAGCCCCAAUACGUUCAGCAGCAGUCGAACGCAGCAGCGGCCGCCAACUCACCACAACCACCUUACUAUCACCAGCAGCAACAACAACAGCAGUCACAACAAGCAGCUGAUUACUACACACCAUAUGGUAAGAGUGUGUGUGGUGAAAAGCUCUUCAUUUCACGUCACCAGAACAUUGAUGAGCUUUUAGGUGGUUCGUGUCGCCCAUUAAGUCCGAUCUUCUUAGAUGGCAGCAGCAAUAGCUUUGCCACAGUGCCGGCGAAUCGUAAUCUCUUCGUAGAGGAGAUCACACCUGAUCAAGUGCGCAUACAUGACAGCACAGCGCAAAUGCCGGUCAUUCAACGCAUGGAGAGGGAUGAAUGGGAUAAUUAUGGAAAUGGAAGCGCGCAACAACCACCGGCUGUUUAUGAGCGAAAAAUGAUUGACGAUGCUGCCAUACAGGUGUACAAAGACGGUGAUUAUGGCGCCUAUCUGGACUUGGAGUCCUCACUGGCUGAGCAAGCGGAAGAAAUUGAAGGCCUUAAUUCUAGUCGCAAAAACUCAUUGGUAGUGCGGACACAGCUGAGCGUGCGGGUCCACGCCAUUAUUGAAAAAUUACUCUCCUCCGAAGGCAGCGAAUUGCGGCGUGCACUAUUUUCAUUGAAGCAAGUCUUUCAAGAGGACAAAGACCUGGUGCAUGCCUUCGUGGCGUUGGGUGGACUCAAUUGUCUUGUGCGUGUUGGUAAUGGAGCCGAUCAGAAUUAUCAAAAUUACAUUUUGCGUGCCUUGGGUCAGGUGAUGCUCUAUGUGGACGGCAUGAAUGGCGUGAUGAAACACGAGCCCACAAUGCAAUGGCUCUACUCGUUGAUCGCAUCGAAUUAUCGUUCUGUGGUGAAAACGGCACUCAAGCUGUUGUUGGUAUUUGUGGAAUACGCCGAGACGAAUUGCUAUGUCCUGGUGAAUGCCAUACAUGCGGUGGACAAAACACAAGGCACAUUGCCAUGGUCGAAUCUGAUGAGACUUCUAAAAGACUAUGACAACGCUGACGCCGAACUAGUCAUCUAUGCUACAUCGUUGAUCAACAAAACCCUAGCGGGUCUAAAUGAUCAGGAUAGCUUUUACGAUGAAAGCGAUUUGCUGGAACAACAAGGCAUGGAAUCGGUGAUACAGCGUUAUAUGUCUAAACCGGGCACAGAUCUAGAUCUGUUGGAUCAAUUGCAGCUUUACGAGGCAGUAUUGAAAUUCGAGGAUGGCGAGGUGGAGGGUAUACGCCUGCCGGAGAACUCGCUGCGCAAGACGCAACGCCACCGCCAAAGCACCGACACAGCCGAGCGACGCAAAUCGCGACGUCACAGCACCGGCACGAGUCCACAUGUCAGCAAAGUGAUAGCGUCACCAAAGAGAAUGACACCCACGCACGGUGUGCUGGACGAGGACAGUUCGGGUUCAGCGAACUCCGCCGAGUUUGCGGCGAACGGUGUAUUCAAUGGCGAUAAAGCGCGCGACGGCGUGGGCGUAACGCCCGGCUUGCGUAGACGACGCGAACGCGCCGAACGCCACAAAAGUUUUCUCAAGGAGCAACAAGAGGCUGUAGCGAAUGGUAUUUUCGCGGCCUUGGAGCGACGCGAGGAAAUCGGACAAAUUGUCACCGCCAUACCAGCAACGGUGAAAAUGGGCGAUAGUCCACCAGAAUCAUUAAAUAUAACCAAUGACGCUAGCAUUAGCAUAAAUCAAAAUAAAAUUCACAACAAUAGCAACAACAGCAUUCAUGGCAAUCACACCACCAACAUUGCUAGCAGCAACAACACCGCCAAUGCCACUAACAACCACAUCAAUCUCAUCAAUACAAAUUCCACUGCGAACUCGGGUGGUAAUACUACAGCCAACAACAAUAACAACAACAACAAUUUGUGUAACAUCAACAAUAACACAAACAAUAGCAACAGUUUGUUGAGUCCCACCCGGCAUUUGUUGGGCAGCAACACCAUUUCGAUCAUCAACAACAACAUCAAUGCGAAUCCGUUGCACAGCAACAACAACAACAACAAUAAAUUGCAUACGGCACCGGAGUUUUUAACCAAAAAGAACUUGCUAAUGGAACGCAACGCGACUGUGAUUAACGGCAUCAUGAAGAAUAUACAACGUGGCGGUGAUCAGUUGGACAACAAUCACAACAACAACAUAGCAUAUAAGAAAUUCGAAAAUGAUGCCAAUCGGCUGAAUAGCUAUUACAAUCAGCUGAGCACACCAAAGAAUCAAAAUCAAUUGCAACAGCAGCAACAACAACAACAAUUACAACUGAAUCAACAACAACAGGCGAUUACGCCCACUUUGCAGCAUCAAAAUUCAAUACAAAGCCCCACUAUACAAACUGCACACAAUGUGUUGGCGGCCGUCUUGAGCCCCAAAAAGUCGCUAAACGGCUUCGACUUCAGCCAAUCCACACCAAAAGCACCCCCAAACACUUACGAAUACAAUCUCAAGCAUAAUGUGACACCUUUAACCAGUCCAAUACAUACGCUACCCGAAGAACCAAUGGCUGUGGAGUGUCACCACGCGGCACCCAUUACUGGUCAGACUUCGACGAAUACACCCUCGACACCCAGUAGGACUCUCUCGUCCCUCUCAACACCAACAACACCACAAACACCUUUAUCCACGGAUUUUACACCCGACACACCAUCAUCACCGUUAAAUACACCUCACACGAAUUUUAAUGCGAGUGCAGCACCGCCACCACCUCCUCCACCGCCGCCGCCACCAGAUUUAUUGGAUCACUACUUUAUGAUGCCGACUCCACCACCACCGCCGCCAUCGCAUUACGGUCUACACUCCCCGGCAGACGCUUCGCUCGAAAUGAACACCGUCGAUAUGGACUCUCUCAAUUCGGGUGAUGUAUUAGCAAUAACAGAAUCCGAUAAUGAGGAUAGAAAACUGUUGCAGCAGCUGAAACGUGAUCACACUGUGAAGGAUCUCACACAGAAACUUAGCAAUAUGCCAAUGAGUCCAACGCAUGAGGAGAAACUGCAGAAUCGCAUUGUUGGCGAUAUGUCCGGUCUCAUAUCGAAAGCCAAAGAGGGACUCGCCAAGAGCAAAAGUAAAGGCGAAAUGUCACGCUCAUCCAGUUUGGAUCAAGACGUCAAAAAGGUUGAGCCAAAAAAAUCCGAAAAUGAGCUGCACUGGGAAGAGCUCGUACGCAAUAUGAUCCGCCCAUUGAACCUAUGUGAUCUAGACUUUACCGAUUUGAAUUCAGAAGAUGAGAAAGAUGUGUUGGCGCCACGUGGUCUGGGCGUUGGUGUACCGCCACCACCACCACCAUUCGGUGGUGGUAUACCACCGCCAAUGAUGCCACCAGCACACAUUGUAUGUCCACCGCCCAUGAAUAGCCUGGGCAGCAUGGCGCCACCGCCGAUGUUCAGCUACAGUGGUUACGGCAGCAUGACUAAUAGUGCCAAUAGCUCCAUGAAUGGCUCGAUGAAUGGUGAUAUGAGCAACACGAACACCAUUAGAAAGAAUAAGAAGACGGUUAAACUGUUCUGGAAGGAAGUGCGCGAGGACCUGAUACCCGUUGUGAUUGGCAAAACCAUCUGGGAUGAGUUGCCACCGUCCAAUGUGGACACGCAAAAAUUGGAGCAUCUCUUCGAGUCCCGAGCCAAAGAUCUUAUGACUAAGAAACAACAAGAACUGAAUAAAAGCAAAGAGAUUAUCGUAUUGGAUCAUAAACGUUCGAAUGCAAUCAAUAUUGCGAUGACCAAAUUACCACCACCGCGCGCUAUCAAAGCGGCGAUAUUGAAAAUGGACGCGACGGUGGUGACGCGCGAGGGCAUCGAUAAGCUAUUGAAUAUGCUGCCAACCGAUGAAGAACGCGGCAAAAUACAAGAAGCGCAGAUGGCCAAUCCCGAACUGCCUUUGGGUAGCGCCGAACAAUUUCUACUUACACUGGCCUCCAUUUCCGAGUUGGGGGCACGCUUAAAAUUGUGGGCAUUCCGCUUGGAUUUCGAUAAUAGCGAAAAAGAAAUUGCGGAGCCAUUGAUGGAUCUGAAACAGGGUAUCGAAAUCCUACGCAAUAAUCGCACCUUCAAAUGCAUUCUGUCCACACUGCUGUCUGUCGGAAUAUUUUUGAAUGGUGCACCAGUUAAGGGUUUCCAGAUCGAGUAUUUGUCUAAGGUGCCUGAGGUUAAAGAUACCGUACACAAGCAUUCGCUGCUACAUCACUUGUGCCACAUGGUUAUGGAAUCGUCGCCAGAUACGACAGAUCUUUACUCGGAAAUCGGACCAAUUACACGCGCAUCGAAAGCAGAUUUUUCCGAUUUGGCCCACAACCUAAGUCAAUUAGAGACUGAAUGCAAGGCGUCUUGGGAUCGACUCAAGCUAAUCGCCAAACACGAUUGUCCACCACAGCUAAAGCAGAAGUUAGUCGACUUCCUAGCCGAUUGCGCAGAGCGUAUUAUCAUAUUACAGAUCGUGCAUCGACGUGUGAUCAACAGAUACCGCAAGUUCCUGCUGUGGUUGGGCGCGCCACAACACACCAUCUCCGAAUCGAAGCCCAAUGAAUUCUGUCGUAUUUUGUCGGAAUUCGCGCUGGAAUAUCGUACGACACGCGAACGCGUACAACAACAGCUGGAGAAGAAGGCGAACCAUCGCGAACGCAAUAAGACGCGUGGCAAGCUCAUUAUCGAUAUGGCCAAAUUCAAAACCAAAGAAGAUCGCGCUGAUGCCGAGUUAAAGGAACUGCUCGGCUCUGCCGGCGCGGAUACACCCGACGCCAGUGGCACAUUGACAUGGCGCCGCCGACGUGCCGAACAGUUGCGCUCGCCCAUCACACGACAGAGCGAGGAGAAUUUCACCGAUGGCGAUGACGAGAUACUGGAAUCAUUGGUGAAGACUGCAACCAAAGCGCCUGGUACACGUACCACGCCGCGCGAACGGAAGCGCACACGCCAUGCUGAUCGCAAAUCAUUGAAGCGGUCGCGCACGCGCGAAGGAUUCAUAGUUGAACGCGCACCAUCGCCAUAAAAAGAUCGCUGACAUAGCACCGUUAUAAAGGCCAAAUUGUGCGUCGAACGCUUAAGAACGGCCUAACGGAGGAGGAGAAACAACAUGUUGCGGCCCUAAUAAAAACCUAUUAGCAUUCUAAGUAGUAGUCAAAUGUAGUAGACAACGUCCAGAGACUUUUUAGCGUUAGAGAGUCAUAGAGAAAAGGCUAAACUAUGAAACAGACUGAGCAGCGUGUGAAAAGCAUAUGAUGAAAAAGAUAAAGAAACCACACAGAAAAUGAUUUUCUUAUUGAUUUCAUUUUGGACGAUCUCAAGCGUUACCAGUGAGUUAUGAGCAAAGCAAAGACGCCGCUGAAUUCGAAGAAAGCGAAACUAGUGCCCUGGAUAGUGUGUAAAACGAAAGAUGAAACAAAUGGAAUGAAAGCCGAAAGCUUCUAUAUAUGUACAUAUACACAUAUAUAAAUAUUAGAGUGAAGCUUUGGAAAAUGAGCGCAGUGCACUUUUGGUGUGGAGAGAGUGCGUUGAACUUUACAAUGGGGUUGCUAAUGAAUUGGCAAAUAAAAGUUGAUGAAGAAACAAGUGGAAAGCAGUUAAUUGCAGCGCUGUAAAAUGUAUGCCCCACACAAUGUAAAAUGUAGAAAGCA